AGAAUGAGAGCGGAGCGCGGUGGUAGAGGUUGUUUAUGUGGAGUGCUGGGUUAAGGUUCCGCCCACCGAGGUAUCUGAUCGUAGGGCAGACAGGCAGAGUGUAAAAUGGCGCACAGCUGUCGGUGGCGGUUCCCCGCUCGGCCCGGAGGGAGCAGCAACUCCGGUACCGGGAGGAGAGCGGGCCGAAUCAGGGUUACUGCCUUUUUGCAGAGUGUAUCGGGAGCCCAAUCGAACGCAGCUGGACUCGGACCCGGGUUUGAUGCUGCACUACAAGUCUCAUCGGUUAUCGGGAGCAACCUGCAGAAAUUUCGGGAUGUUUUGGGGGAAUUGAGCGACUCGAGCAGCGCAGAGGAAGAAGCAUUUGGAGGAUUUGGAGAGACUGCUGAACAAACAGAAAUACAAAACCCUUCAGCACCUUCUCCAGUAGAGCCACCCGUACAUGAGAAGAAGCCCAGAGGCCGUCCACCACGUAUUUUGAACACCCAGAAAGCUGCUUCAAGUCUACCUCCCCUCUCAUCCUUUCCUUCCCCGACACGGGCAAAGUCUGAUGACCCCGAAAGGCCAGCAGAGAAAGUAAAACGGUUACCUGGGAGGCCACCUGGCACCGGGGAGAGGAAAAGAGGCCGACCGCCUUCUUUAAACAACAAGAAAGCUUGGUGCACUGGUAGCCAUGCAGCAGGGGAGGACGGUAGGCAGGCUGGGUUUGAGCUUGGUGCGGAAACAGAGGAGGACAAGUACAGGAAGGGCAGCAAGAGGUUAUCGUUGGGUUAUGCACAGCCUCAUGACACAAAUGCAAAGUUUCCCAAAGGCGGACGGAGUAAAUCCAAAGUUACCAACCUGAAGAGGCUGACAGAGACUAAAAUCACCCCACUCAAGUCCCACCUCAAGACGUUGCCUAGUGUACCUCGACGCAGAUGUGGGAGACCACCUUCAGCUGAGCGGCUCAAAGCUGAAGCAGCAGCUGCUGCACAGCUGUCUACCUCCAUCGAAGAUGGGGAAGGGAAACAUAAGGCUUUUAGAGUCAGAGGUGGAGACAAAGGCACAGAACCACACAUAACUCAGCAGUCCAGUCUAAGAGAUGCAGAUGGCGCUGAGGACCAAGUCUCUUCCAAUCCACCUGCCUCCCCAUCUCCCUCUAAAUCGGGUUGGCCGGCGGGCCUCAGAAAAAGCCCUCGGCAUAGAAAGCCAGUUAGAAUUGUCCCUCCUUCUAAACGAACUGAUGCGACCAUCGCUAAACAGCUGCUGCAGCGUGCCAAGAAGGGAGCGCAGAAGCGGUUGGAGAAAGAGGCCAUUGGGGUUAGCGGCUCGGGAGCGACUGAGGUGGGCAUCAGAAAGACCCAGCUUAAGAACAUUAGGCAGUUCAUCAUGCCUGUGGUCAGCACUGUUUCCCUUCGCAUCAUCAAAACUCCAAAGCGCUUUAUCCAGGAUGAGGGCACUUUUGGAACUCCUCCACCCCAUGCAAAGAUAGCACGUUUAGACACACACCCCUCAUCUGCCCCAGUGCCCGCCCCACCCACAUCUGCCACCUCCUCAUCUCCUUCUCCUGUACUUGUAUCUGUUACUCCUGCUGUUGCAAGCAGCGGGGCAACUGCUCCUGCUGAACCUCCUCCUCCUCCUCCUCCUCCUCCUCCACCAACCCCUGCUCCUACCCCUACUGUCCCAGCAACAACUCCCAGUCUGCUCAACAGCAACACCAGUAACGCAGCCAAUGGAAGAUUUAGCCAUAGUGCACCAUCUUGCGGCUCCAGCGCUGUGUCACAGCAUUCCUCUCAACUGUCCUCUGCAGAGUCUUCCAGGUCUAGCAGUCCGACCUUGGAUGACUCAUCCUGUGACUCCCAGGGUUCUGAGGCCACGCAGGCUUUGUCAGAGCCCGAGGAUCAUUCCCCAUCCUCCCAGGGAGAAAGAGAGGCUAACCUGUUGCACAGCUCAAGGCCUGCCUCUCCUCCUUCUGAACCAGAGCCAGAGAGAAGUCAAAGGGGUCGGAGAGCACAAGGGGUAGGACGGGGCAGUCAGAAACAGAGAGCGAGAGAGACGCUCCCCAGUGGGGUUAAAAAACCAAUAAUCAGCCCACCCACAGGAGUGCUAAUGACCUCCGGUACUCUUGUAAAUUCCCAACAAGCCUCGUCCACAGCUUCAUCCCCUUCUUCUCCCCCACCUCCUCCACUCCUCACUGCUCCACAGGCCCCCCUGUCAGGGUCCUGUAGUACAGCUGCAAUCAGUGAACACCACGGCCAGCCAACCUGGAUGCCUCACACAAUCCCAACGUUCAUGCCUGGGUCAUCCGUGCUUACCAGCUUGUCAGACAAACGGAGUCGAUCCAUUCUGAGAGAGCCCACCUUUCGUUGGACAUCGCUGUCCCACCCAAGACAGCCGUACUUUUCCUCUGCCAAAUAUGCAAAAGAGGGUCUCAUCCGAAAGCCUAUAUUUGACAAUUUCCGUCCUCCACCUUUAACGCCUGAAGAUGUAGGGUUGUUGCCCCAGGGUGUUGCCGGAGCAGGAGGAGCUGCAUUUCCAACACCGGGCACCGGAGCUGGAUCAGGGAGUCGCUUGUUUGCCCCUCUUCACCCUCACACACACCACCAGCAUCCCUCGUCAUCCCGCUUUGACUCAACACUCCCAAAACGCAGCCCUCUGCUCCGAGCUCCACGUUUUACACCCAGCGAGGCUCACUCUCGAAUAUUUGAGUCCGUUACUUUACAGUCGUCCUCUGGAAGCAGCCCAGGUUCUCUUUCCCCUCACCAGACCUCCCCGAGUUCCAACAGGUGCCAUCGGCGCAGUCGGCGACUGUUCCCGGGAGCACAGCGUGUCCAUUUACGGUCCGCGUCACAUUCUAUGACCAGACGCAGCAGCCAAACGAGAGAGCAGAUGCCUGCUGGGAAAGGUGCCUCUGAGAUGUCUGUGCUGACAGGAUCUGUUUCCGGUACUAACCCCAGCUCGCUGCCGGGGGUGUCUGCAAGUCCGUUAGCCACUAGUGCCUUAAAGCCUGCUCUUUUCAGCAACUUCUCCACUGUCUCUCGGGGUCUGGACUCACAAGCAACAUCUGAUAGCAGAAGCGGAGCAACUGGAAACCCAUCUCCCAUGUCAAAUACGUCAUCCGCUUCUUCCCCAUUUUUCCCGCUUUUUCCUUCUGGUGCUCAGGACACAGGUCGAGGAGGUGGUAAAGGAGCUAAAGACAAAACAUCUCAAGAGCCUCCUUCGAAGGAGAAAGAGAGGGAGUCCGAGAAAAAUCGUGAGAAGGAGAAGGAAAACAAGCGGGAGGGGAGGAAGGAGCUGGAGAAAAGAAGUAAGGUGUCCUCACCUGACAGCUCUCCAAAUCCACCUCCUGGUUUUUUUCCUGGGGACGGGAGGGACUCGGAAAGCGCUCUUGCACCGAAAAAGACUCCAGGAAGGAAAAAAAUUGACACCGUUUCUGAAGCUGCUUCUUCAGAAGUGAGAGGUCCUCAUUCUAUGUCCAUCACGAAAGGACGUCUGCCUAAGAAAGGACGAGUUUCUGAGAAAGGAGCAGAGACAGAAGAGGGGGGAAAGGAGAAAGAGAAACAAAGUUCAUCUAAUCAGCAGACAGCUAACCUUCCAGGGCAGCCGAGUAAACACCAUCUUCCUGUCCCUGUGACGGGAACCCAAACGAAGGAGAACUCGUUGACUGACGGGCAGCUGGCUGGACUACUGAAGAAGGCCAAAGACCAGCUCAAUGCAAUAAAGAAGAAUAACCUAAAACCUGCAGAUCAGACCAAGGUCCAGGGUCAAGAGAGCGACUCAUCAGAGACUUCGGUCCGGGGUCCACGCAUCAAACAUGUGUGCCGUCGUGCAGCUGUGGCUCUUGGCCGUAACCGGGCAGUGUUUCCCGACGACAUGCCCACACUUAGUGCCUUGCCCUGGGAGGAGAGAGAAAAGAUCCUAUCUUCCAUGGGGAAUGACGAUAAGUCGUCAGUAGCAGGCUCAGAGGAGGCAGAGCCCCAGUCUCCUCCCAUUAAGCCACGGGAGAUGCGACCAAAGGGCAUUCAGGAAGCUCCUCCAAAAAAGGGGCGCCGGUCACGCCGCUGUGGCCAGUGCUCAGGCUGCCAGGUUCCGGAGGACUGUGGCAUCUGCACUAACUGUCUCGACAAGCCCAAGUUUGGAGGGCGGAACAUUAAAAAGCAGUGCUGCAAGAUGAGAAAGUGUCAGAACCUGCAGUGGAUGCCCUCGAAGAUGUUUCUUCAAAAGCAAGGAAAGGGCAAGAAGGACAAGAAAAAGAGCAAGUUUUCUGAGAAGAGAGACGGUGUGAAUUCAGUAAAAGGACCCAGUUCAGAGCCGGGCGGUAAAUCCUCUCCAGCUCCGCCAAAAGAGGAUCCCCUCUGUAAAAACACCGAAGCUCCUCCUUUAAAGCUGGGAGAGGAGAAGUCAAGACAGCAACCACAGUUGAAGCAGUCCUCCCCGGCACUCGCCUCGUCUCCUUCCCCUUCCCCACUAGAACCCACCCAGGCCCAGCUUCCAGUCAGCGCCCAGGCCCAGUCUCCAGCUCCCACACCAGACCCCAAACAGCUACCAGUCUCCUGCAGCGACACCAGUAAAAAGGGACACAAGCCACAGCAGCCUAUCCAAUCUUCUGCCUCCACAACCACAUCCUCAUCUUCUCCUUCGUCCUCAUCUUCAUCAUCUUCAUCCUCGUCGUCUUCAGCCCAGAAUUCUCCCUCCCAGUCUAUUCCGUGUCACCAGCUCUCACAGCAACAGCCAUCUACUAGUCAGGCCCCUUCCAGAAAAGAUACUUCACCCAAGAUUUCUGUGAGUGAACCCAAGAAGAGGCCCCAGCAGUUUUCUACGCAGCAGCAGCAGCAGAGUUCAGCCGCAGCAGUUGACGCCAAACAGUUGAAGAAGCAACCAUCUCGCACUAUUUCUCCGUUUCCUAAGCAGAAACCAAAAGACAUGGCGCUGAGCACUAAACCUCCCAGCAGCAGUACUUUAAACUCGCUGAGCACUCCCUCGACUAGGGAGCAGGUGAGGUCCAGAGCUCCCUGCGACGGAGUGCAUCGUCUCAGAGUGGAUUUUAAGAGCGAUCAGGAUGUGGAGAAGGUGUGGGAGGCUGGUGGCCUCAGCCUGCUCACCUCUGUGCCCAUCACACCCAGGGUACUUUGCUUCUUGUGUGCCAGCAGCGGGAACUUAGAGUUUGUCUUUUGCCAGGUCUGCUGUGAGCCCUUCCAUCUGUUCUGCUUGGGGGAGUCAGAGCGCCCUCUCCAGGAGCAGUUUGAGAACUGGUGCUGUCGAAGAUGCCGGUUCUGCCAGGCCUGUGGGCACCAGCACCAAAAAGCUAAACAGCAGCUGCUAGAGUGUGAUAAGUGCCGUAACAGCUAUCACCCGGAGUGCCUGGGUCCUAACUACCCCUCCAGACCCACCAAGAAGAGAAUCUGGAUCUGCACUAAGUGUGUGUGCUGCAAGAGCUGUGGAGCCACCAAACCCGGGAAGUCCUGGGAUGCUCAGUGGUCACAUGACUUCUCCAUGUGUCACGACUGUGCCAAACGUUUUGCUAAAGGAAACCUCUGCCCGCUGUGCGACAAGUGUCACGAUGAUGAGGACUGCGACAGCAAGACAAUGGUGUGCAGCCGCUGCAACAGAUGGGUCCACGCCAAGUGUGAGAAUCUUACAGAUGAAAAGUACCAACUGCUGUCAAAGCUGCCAGAAAGCGUUGCCUACAUGUGUACCAAAUGCACUGAAUGCCACCCGGCCGAGUGGAGGGCGGUACUGGAGAGAGAGCUUCAAGGCUGCAUUCGCAACAUCCUUAAUGCUCUGCUCAACUCGCGCACAUCCACACACCUUCUACGCUACACACAGGCAGUGAAGCCUCCAGAGCUGAAUCCGGAGACAGAGGAGAGUCUGCCAUCCCGUCGUUCCCCGGAGGGCCCAGAUCCUCCGGUUCUUACCGAGGUCACUCCAACACCUCCCGGCGACUCCCCUCCAGACCUCAAGUCUGUCGAGAAAAAAAUGGAUCAAGGUCGAUAUAGCUCAUUGGUGGAGUUUAGCGACGACAUCGUUCGAAUCAUUCAGGCAGCCAUCAGCAGCGACGGCGGUCAGCAUGAGAGCAGAAGAGCCAACAGCAUGGUGAAGUCUUUCUUCAUUCAGCAAAUGGACCGAAUCUUCCCGUGGUUCAAAGUGAAGGAAUCCAGGUUCUGGGAAAGGCAAAGAGUCUCCGCCAACAGCGGGCUCCUUCCCAAUGCCGUUCUGCCUCCAUCCCUGGACCACAACUACGCCCAGUGGCAGGAGAGACAGGAGCUCUGUCGUGCCGAGCAUCCACAUUUUAUGAAAAAGAUUAUCCCAGCUCCCCAGCCGAAGCUCCCUGGAGAACCCGAUUCAACAGCCUCCCCUCCUCCUCUUCCUCCCUCUCUUCCUCCACCACCCACUCACCUACCAGAUCUUGAAGACAGCCCAGAGCUUCCUCCUCCGCCGGGCGUCACUGACAACAGGCAGUGUGUUCUGUGUCUCAAAUACGGAGACGAGAACACAAAUGAGGGCGGCAGGCUGUUGUACAUUGGUCAGAACGAGUGGACCCACGUGAACUGCGCUCUUUGGUCUGCUGACGUGUUUGAGGAUGAUGAUGGCUCUUUGAAAAAUGUUCACAUGGCUGUUCGCAAGGGGAGGCAGAUGCGCUGUGAGAGGUGUGAAAAGACCGGAGCCACAGUCAGCUGCUGCCUGGCCUCCUGCACUAGCAGGUACCACUUCAUGUGUGCCCGCCAGUGCCACUGUGUCUUCUUGGAGGACAAGAAGGUCUACUGUUCAAAGCACAGGGACCUCAUCAAAGGAGAAGUGGUGUCUGGUUUCGAGGUAACCCGUAGGAUCUUGGUAGACCUUGAGGGCAUCAGUCUCAGGAGGAAGUGGCUGGCAGGACUGGAGCCAGAAAACAUCCACAUGAUGAUCGGCUCCAUGACAGUUGAUUGUUUAGGAAUACUGACUGAACUCUCCGACUGUAAACGAAAGCUCUUCCCUGUGGGAUACCAGUGUUCAAGGGUGUACUGGAGCACUUUAGAUGCCCGAAAGCGCUGCGUCUAUACCUGUAGGAUAUUAGUUUGCCACCCUCCAGUGGCAGAGUCUGGCCUCAAGUGCAUGAUGGCUGCGGAGGAGAAUCGCACAAUUGCCCACAGCCCACCUCCCUUAACAGAUUUUCCAGAUCCAUUUGAGUCUCCAAGACGUUCUGAAAAUCUUUCCCCUGCCAACACCCCCAAGCUCAGGGUUUACUCUCGAAACCGGCACCCCAGCUACCCUCCUUGUCAGCGCUCACUAGACUCCAAGCCCACCCCAUCUCCAGGUGGUGUCUCUCAGCCCCACAGCCACGUGCUGGUCACCGUAGGAGGCUCCUUGGUAAACUCUAGCAUGAGAAAUACUGAUUCACGACGUCACAGCUCCCCAUCUCUUUCUUCUGCACCCCAACAUCUAAACCGACACAGAGGAGUGACCUCUCCACCUCAGCUUUUAUCUCGACCCAUCACCUCACCCCCUCCCCUCAUCCCCUCACCUGCCAGAGACCCUGAAAAAUCCAAACACUUCAACAAAGACGUGACAAAGAAUCCAGUCCAGAGAGAUGAUGCAAGAGCCAGGUCGUUCUCAGCAGACAGGAACCGACUGCAGACAAACAGAGAACAAGGACUAAGAGAUGCAGACAAGGGGAGAACGUCAAGUCAAGACCAUGCUUCCAAGGACUCUGACAGGGGUAAACCGCCCAGAGAAGCUGGGCAAAAAGACUCAGAUAAGGGCCAAAUAUCUGCCAAAGAGCCAGAGAAGAGGAGGCUUUUAAGUACAGAAUCGGGUCUGAAAGAGUCUGAGAGUGGAAGAGCUCUUAGUAGAGAUCCUCAGAGAGAUUCUGAAAGGGGGAGACAGGCGAACAGAGAGUCUGACAAGGAGAGACAGGCAAGCAGGGAAUUGAGCACUCGAGACACAGAUAAGACUAAACUGUCCUCCAGAAAUUCCAGCUAUAGGGAUGUGAAUAAAUCCGGGUCUCUCAGUAGAGACACCGGAGGAAGAGACUCAGAGAAACAAAGACAGCACAGCAGGGAAACGGGAAAAGACUCAGGACAAGGUAAAGACAGACCACCCAGCAGAGAUUCUGACAAGGGUCGACCUCCUUCUAGAGAUUCUAGUUACAGAAGCUCAGAGAGAAGCAAAGAUUCUGGCUCAGGGAAAGAUUGCAACGCUGGAAUUCAGUCUAAACGCGCUGGAAGUGAAAGUAAGAGUCCAAGACUAGCCCCUGCAGGCUCAGGACAGUCCUCCCCUCCUGUGGGAACAGCUGUUAAUUCUGGCCAACAGAGAAGUGGUACCAAACAGGUUGAAAAGCAUGGAAGCAAAGACCAGGAUGUUGCCCCGAGCCAGAGUUCUUCACCUCGUCACCGACCCACGACCACCUCCAGCGUGUUUCCAUGCAAGGACAAGCCCGGCUCAGGGAAGGAGUGUAGCAGUGCCACUGGAAAUAUCACACCGUCUCCACUCCACAAGGAUUCUGUUGUUGCAAAAUUCAGCUCCCCACAGAAGUCCAACACACGCAAAUCAAAUGACUUUGUACUAGGUCAGACAGCAGGAGCCGCUGUGAAUCCUCUGUGGUCAUCAAGGACAUCAUUAGAAGAUGAUGUUGUUAAACGUAGCUCCCUGCUUCUGGCUCCACCAGCUGCCAAAGACAAACAGCCCAAAGUUAAGACAGCAGGCAGCAGAGAUGCAUCCAAAGACCGAGACAGGGAGGCAAACCCUCAAAACAGCAAUAGCAGCAACAAAAUUCCGCUUCUCAACAACAAAGCUAAAAUGAGCGGGAUCUUCAACACGCACCCAUCAAACUCCAGCUCUUACAACAGCAGCAGCAGAGCUCCAGUGCUCGGAAACAGCACCAAAGCCCACGGAAAGCCUCAGGGAGAGAAACACGAGAACCAGGGAGGUGAACGGUCCUCCAAAAAGAGCAGGGACAGCUACUCCUGUCCAGAGAGGAAGAACAGCUCCAGUCUGGAGAGCUUACAGCUGAGCGGGUUAGCUGCAGAGAAGGGUGUGACAACCUCCAACCAGCCUCACACUAAACAGCUAACACAAAUGGCUAAUCAGCUUUCUCUGUCCUCCAGAGACAAAAAGAGAUCAGUCAAACCCUCCACUCCAGCUUUACUCAAGUCUGAGGUCAAGACUGAUCGUAAUGGUACCAGCGGCAUUGCUGAUACCUCCUCAUCCUCUUGUCCUAUAAGCACAGUCUCACCGGUUUUUCCUGCUGUACAGGGGGAUCACCGCUCUGCUCGCUCCGCUCUCUUCUCCUCACCGUCUGCCAGCAGCAGCGACAGCUCUGACUCUGACAACCAGACUCAGGCUGAGGCGGACGACCAGCACAAAAGCCACUUGCACAGCAAGCUCAGAGACCGUCACAGUCUGCUCGCUCGGCCUGCAGAGGACGACGGCGAUGGCCCAGAGGAUGACCACGACAGGGGUUUGGAGGACAAGCACCACGAGGACGACAGUGACGGAUCGGGGUCGGCCAAGCGGCGCUACCCUCGACGCAGCGCCCGUGCACGCUCCAACAUGUUUUUUGGCCUCACACCUUUCUACGGAGUUCGCUCAUAUGGCGAAGAGGACCUUGCGUUCUACAGCAGCGGCGAUGGAGCAGGAGCUAUGGUGAAGAGACGGAGCGGUGGUCGCAAGAAGUCAGCCGAGGGCCAGGUGGAUGGAGCAGAUGAUAUGAGCACCUCAUCUUCAUCAGAAGACAGCGGAGAGGAUGAAGACUGUGGGAUGAAGAACAGGGGUAAAGACCCGUACUACUACAACUUCACCCGGACAAUAAUUAACCCCGGGGAAGGUCUUCCAUCUAUAGAAGGAUUGGACCACUGCCUGGGAAGAGGAUCCCAGCUCCAGCGCUUUCUAAAAGACGAAGAACAGCAGCAGCAAAGGAAUCAAGAAAAAAUAGAAGAAGACAUGCUGACAGCUUUGACUUUGGGAAAGCAGAGAAUCGGCCAGCUUGAUGGUGCUGAUGACGGCUCAGAGAGCGACACCAGCAUCUGCACGACCAGCACCACCACCACUACGGCCACCCCGUCCUCCACCACACAUAAAAGCACUCCCAAGAGGAGAGGCAGAGAGAGGCACGCCGACAAAACGGACUCCCACGACUCAAGCAAAGAUGCUGAAAACAGCGGCGGAGCAGGAAGCGGCAACACACGAGAAAGCAGAAAGAACCAGAAGGAAAAUUGUCUUCCUCUUGGGGGCGGGGCCAAAUCCCAGGCUCAGAAUCAGGGUCAGGAUCCUAUAGAGGCCCAGUUGUCCCUCAGCACAGACCUGCUAAAAUCAGACUCUGACAAUAACAACAGCGAUGAUUGUGGGAAUAUUUUGCCAUCUGACAUCAUGGAGUUUGUUUUAAACACGCCGUCCAUGUCGCUGCCGACUCUGGGUCAGCAAUCUGGGUCCUCGUCCUCAGAGCUGCUGCUGGAUGACAGCUAUGGGGUAGAUGUCAACCGGCGGAAGGAUAUUCUGUUUGAUGACUUCUCGCAGCCACUGCCCAGUGCUGAAGGUGGAGGGGUUGUAGAGAGCAGUGUAAAUGGCUCCAUAUCGGUAGAAGAGCCUUAUCUUCCUCUAGAGCUGCCCUCUGACCUCUCUGUUCUAACCACACGCAGCCCCUCUGUCAGUGCCAGUCAGAACCACGCUGCUGGGAGUCUCAUCUCGAAUACCUCAGACCGCACCAUGCUAGGAUUGAACUCUGACCCAGAAAGCAUCAGUGGAGAUAAAAGUGGAGACAAGAAAGGAGCGGGACCCGGUGUGGCGUCUUCUGAGAAUCAGCACGACGGCACAGCUCUGGGAAAUAGAGACGCGCAGGUCACGGAUGGUCACAUGACUCCGGAGCAGUUUAUUUCCAGUCCUGUUAUUGGUCAGGUAGUUGAACCCACCGCUAACCAUGAUGUGAACAGAAAUUCUGGUACUUCAGGUUUGCCAAACUCUCCCUCUGUGCCUCUUCAGAGUCAGAAGUACCUUCCGGCUGCUGCUGCAGGAAGUCCCAGUCCAGUGCUUGGUCCUGGCCCUCCCCAGGCUCAGGUGUCCAGCCCAACAGUCAUCAAACCAGGUCCUGACAAGCUCAUCGUGGUCAAUCAGCAGUUCCAGCCGCUCUACGUUCUUCAGACAGUCCCUAAUGGCGUCACACAGAAAAUCAGCGCAGCGGGAAUGAUGGACACGUCCUCUCAAGCAGUGCUGAGUCCCAUGACUCUCACCCAAGGGUUGAAUGCUAGUUUAUCAUCAGCUCAGUCAAUUUUUCCUGCUGGUGGUAAAGUCCUGGGCACCAUAACACACCCUUCUCAGAUCCACACCUUCACAGGAUCCACGCAGGCGGGCUUCCAGACGGGAAUCCCCAGCACCACCUCCGGGCUGCUCAUUGGUCUGCCCUCUCAGCCCCAUGAACAGUCCCAAAUUUUGGUCUCAGAGGCUGGUAAACAUCAGGAGUUGGCCCACAGCGUCGCCAUCGUUUCCAGCCCCUCCUCCCUCUCUUCCUCCCCUGCUGUACUUGCUUCCGCUCAUGGCAAGAAGAGGCCUAUUUCCCGUCUGCCAAGAAAAAGCAAAAAACCAGCUCGCUCCCGCAGCCAGCCCAACCUGGCCCCGUCUGAGGUCGGCCCCCCCAACAUGACCCUCAUCAACCUGUCUUCCCCACAGAUCACUGCGAGCAUUUCUGGCCAACCAGGUGGUCUGGUUGAGUUAGGUACUCUCUCCACUGCGCAGCGCAAGGUCCCCAAUAUCAUCAAGAGACCAAAAUCCGGUGGAGUGAUGUACUUGGAUCCCACUACAAUCCUGCAGCAGAGAAUUCCUGGUCCCGGCCAGCCUGGCAUCCUGGGUCACGAUUCCUCAACUCACCUCCUACCAUGCUCUGUCUCUGGUUUAAACCCCAGUCAGUCAGUGUUGAACGUCGUGUCUGUUCCAUCCAGCGGCUCUGCUGGUCUCCUCGCUUCAGGAUCAGUGUCACUCUCCACUCCUGUUCUAAGCUCUGCUGAGAUCACAGGCCCCAUUAGCAACCUGCUUUUUAAAGCCGGUCCCCACGGUGUGGGCCUGUCUGAUCAGCCGGUGGUCCUUCAGCCAGCAGGGGGAGCUCCUCUCAUGUCGCAGCUGGGCCCCUCCAUUCAGACCACCAUAGCCAGCAGCAUCUGUGUCCUGCCCACCCAACAGACUCUCAGCAUGGCUGUCAACCAGCAUGGAGACGCAGAGGACGGCAGCAUCCACUUACAUCACCAGCCCAUUAGCAGAGCUCAGGCUGUGGACUCCAAUCCAAACAUUACAUUAUCUUCUAGCCCGUCCACCCCACUAAGUCCCGCCAAGGGACGUGUUGUUGGAAUGUUUACUCAAAAACAGACCUCAGUGCACUCCCAGACUAGCAGAACAACACCCAUUUCCAGAUUAUCGGAACAACGGCCAACCAACUCUACCGCGGCAGUGCCACGCUUGCUUUCUGUGGCAGAAAAAAACAAAAAGAAAGCAAAGAGGGGCCGACAGAGUCUGGACACGAACACCGGGAAGAAGCUAAAGGCUUCUCAGGUGGAAGAUCAUCACGGGAAUCUUGAAAAACCGCUCCCACCUUCAAACCUAAGCUCCAGGGAGCUGACCUCUCCUGAACCCAUGGACACAGGCAAACCUCCAGAUAAGACCACCAACAAGAGUGUAAUUGGGAAGAAGAAGAUGCCCGAAGGACAUGCUUUAGCAGAGAAAAUAGUGGGGAUGGAUAAACCCUCAGCAACCGGAGAAGCUGGGUCUCUUCCUGCGGCAUCACCACCCGACCAGGACGGUAACAGCAGGGAUUCUGGCCUAGAUAGCAAACCCAAAAAGGGCAUCGUCUUUGAAAUCUGCAGCGAGGACGGCUUCCACAUUCGCUGUGAGAGUAUUGAAGAGGCCUGGAAGUCUUUAACUGAUAAAGUGAAGGAGGCUCGCUCCAACGCACAACUGAAAGAGCUGUCUUUUGAAGGUGUGAAUGGACUGAGGAUGCUAGGAGUUGUCCAUGAAGCUGUGCUCUUCCUGCUGGAGCAGCUGAAUGGAUCCAGGCACUGCCGAAGCUACCGUUUCCGCUUCCACCAACCAGAGGAAACGGACGAACCUCCCCUCAACCCCCACGGCUCGGCUCGGGCAGAAGUCCAUCACAGGAGGUCCGUAUUCGACAUGUUUAAUUUCUUGGCCUCAAAACACCGCCAGCCCCCUGAGUACAGGCCUCAGGAGGAAGAUGAGGAGGAAGGGCAGCUAAGGACUGCCAGACGUGCUUCCAUGGAGCUGCCACUCGUUGCGAGGUUCAAGCAGAUCAAAGCCACCUCGAGGGAAACCGUGGGAGUCUACAGGUCACCCAUUCACGGUCGUGGUUUGUUCUGCAAGAAAACCAUUGAAGCUGGAGAAAUGGUCAUUGAAUACUCUGGAAAUGUCAUUCGGUCUGUUCUCACCGACAAACGUGAGAAAUACUACGAUGGAAAGGGGAUUGGCUGUUACAUGUUUCGCAUUGAUGACUACGAGGUGGUAGACGCCACAGUGCACGGCAACGCCGCCCGCUUCAUCAACCACUCCUGUGAGCCCAACUGCUACUCUCGAGUCAUCACCGUGGACGGCCAGAAGCACAUCGUCAUCUUUGCGUCUCGUCGCAUUUUCUGUGGAGAGGAGCUGACGUACGACUACAAGUUCCCCAUCGAAGACGCCAACAAUAAGCUACCCUGCAACUGCAGAGCAAAGAAAUGCCGCAGGUUCCUCAACUGACGCCCCUACCUAAACCACUUGGAGGACUCCAGAAGGGCAUCGUCACGCCUCUCUCCCUGGGUUCGCCAUGGCACCAGUUAUCUGAUUUGUGUUAUGCCGAUUGCUGCCGGUUUUGGUGAUCUGGGUCAGGACUGUGCUUGCAGGAUGGGCCAUGAGUAAGAAUUCAAACAUACUGUGCCUCCUUUUGUCUGUUUUACAUUCGGCAUUGAAAGUUUCACCCCGUGUGGUGAGUUACGAAUUGCAAUAUUACCUUUUAUUUGUAUCUGAACGAUAGUUAACCCUCCAUACAUAUUAUUUUUACAUUGGUCCUUCCUCUUUGGAUUUUAUUUGACCUUUUUCAAAAAUAUCUCAUGGUCCACUAAUGUGAACUUAGAAGGGAAAAAAAAAAUCAAAGAACUUGGUUUCAUUUUACACCAAAGUGCAAUUUGUUGAAGGGAUCUGCAACAGUGAUAAACCCUAUCAUUUUUUUUUAAUUUAAUUUAAAAAAAUUUGUUUUUUAUCUCAGUGUCAGCUGUUAUUGAUGCACAUCUCCCUGUCUCAAUGUGCCCUGAUGCCUUCAGAGCUAGAACCUUCCUCUAAACUUUGUGUACAUUUGACACUGUAAAUACGAGCUGCUCAUGUUUAGCAGGAGCUGUACUGGUGGGAACACUAGGGGGAGCCGUGGCAACAAGGAUAAGAAGAAAAAAAUGUACAGAAAAUGACAAAUUCUGUUACAAAGACAAGUUUAUUUUUGACCAUUGUUGUAAAGGAUUGUUUGAUACCAUCUGUAAACUGAGUAGCUACGAUGAGAUGGAGCCUCUGGCCUGAUAAUUGUGAGGCAGCUAGAGAUUCUGGUGGACUGACAGACUGGGACCAGAAAACCUACUGAUGUGCUUGAGUAGACGUACGUAAAUUUGUUUUUGUUAUUUUUUGGCGCUGUGUUGCAGACGCAAGCGUGCCGUUGUCGGUGCAAGCUUGGAAUCACGUUCCAAAUCACAGCAGCGAGACAACCAAACAUCACGGAAUUCUGACAUAUCCUGUUUUCCUCUCCUGUUGUGAUAACCGUUAUUUUGGAGAAUUUUUUUUUAUUUUGUUAUUUUUUAUUAUUACGGACAGGGAAAUAUCAUGAUUUAUUUUGAAAAUAAUAAUGUAAAUAAUGAAUAUUUUUCUACGAGAAAAAAAAGCACUCUCUAGCGAAUAGCACUUAAUGAUGGUAUUUAUAUUUUUAAAAAUUCGUAUUUAUUUUAUUGCCAUUUUUGUAGGAAAAUAGAGGUUUACAAACACUAAUUCUUGGUUUCUAUGUUUUGUAUUCCACUGCCUUUUCAACGUAUUUCUGUUGUAUUUUCUUUUCUCUUUUUAUUUGGAGCUUGAAUGUUUUUAUUUGAAUCCAAAGACUGACACUGGUCUAUGGCUUGGUUCUCCUUAAGUUCAGUCCACCAGUAGCUCUUUAUCUACCAUAGGCCAUUUGGCCAUAGCUGAUAUAAAUAUAUUUUUUGUUUUGUUUUUUAAAAUCGUUCCAGUUCUGGUUACUGGUUUGUCGUGUGAACUGUUAUUAUGCACUUGAGAGAGUUUAGAUUGCUACUCCAUUGCCGAUAUCUCCUCUCUCCAGCCUUAUUGUCUCCAUAGCAACAUCGAUCAGAGAGUCGUGUCUGCUCACAGGCUGCUGCUAACUGGGAGUCAUAUCAAAAGUCACUUAAUAAUCAGCUGAUCGAAUAAAACUAUCAAAGUUUGUAAAAUCCAGCAGUAGAGAAUGAAGUCCCUCUGCAGACUCGGCCCAUAUGAAAGAGGUGCCUUUGUUUUAACCCUUUUAACAGAACUCACCAAGCAUAUCUCCACUGAGCCGAUGUUCCCAUGACCGCUCAAUAACCACCAGCCCUCGGGGACGGUGUUUUCUUUUCCAGUCUUGUUGGUUUUUGCCUUAGUUGUAAAUCAGCACUGAAUAUGAAAGCAGGAUGUUUACACUGAUCACAUCUUUUCACUCAUUUAUUGUCGUCUGCCUUUCGCGCCAACCUCAUUACGACCUCGCAUCCAUCAGCAGUUACUAUCGCACUGCCCUUUGUUUUUGUUGUGAACUGAGUCUAGAUUUUGACCUGAGACAAACAAAAUUUGCACUUGAGCUGUGAAACAGGCACUGAACAGUUACAGGAAACCUCAGCUCUCACCCCAGACAGACCAUGCAACUCCAGUGCUGAAACCACAAGCACAAAUACGUCACUUGGGAUCCUCUAGAGUUCGCGUCUCCGACGACUCCAGACGAUGGUUAUUUGAGGCUCUAGCGAAGUGCACUUGACUCUUUCUGCUCAGUAAUUGAAGGCAGGGGACCACAACGGCGGGCCCUUUCUACUUCCUGAGAGGGCCGCAGCUCGCUGGGUUCUGCUGCUACGGUCAACGAUGAAUGUAUACUCUUCCUCCACAUCAACAGACCUGUGACCAUGUUGAUGCGUGUUAGUUUGUGGUAGACAUGACCUCAGAUUUAUUUCAGGACUGGUUUUAAAGCAUGAACAGCAGUGGGAUUUGGCUUGCUCUUACUGGUUUAGCUCAAACGGUUCACGUUAGCAGUGGUAAUCAGGUGGUUACUGAUGCUAAGGGCUCUGUCUAUGACUCACUUCAUAUCCUCCACUUCUACGUUGGUUACAGUUUAAGCAGCAGAUACACAAUAAGGAAAAAGCGUCUGGUGUUUUUGUUGAAUUCUGGACAUUUUACCACGCCACAUCAGUGGCCCUUCUUCAUUCUCUGUAAUUAUAGUAUAAAUACUUAUAAUGGAAAAACACACAUAGUAAUUUCUUGUUCUUGUAUCUAUACAAUAUAUGGAAUGGACAGACAAACUUAGUUACAGUAGCAAAAACAGCGGAUUUAUAAUGGUUAAUAGCAAUGUUUCAAUGUACUCUAUAACGGUUUUGUGUUACAGUACUAUCAGAUAAAACUAACGUGCAUCAUUCUUUUUGUAAUCUUGAUAUCCAGUACCAGUUUUGCUGUGCCUGUAAGGGUUCCUUCAUCAGCAAAGGAGCACUGCAGUUUUCUUUUUCUCUUCUUUCCUUUCUGGAGCAGAACGGUUUUUAUGUGAUGAGAAGUGUAACUGUAUUAAUGUGGUUGUGAACUAUUUGAGGGUAGCCAUUUUGGAAUGAUUUUUUAUUUUAUUUUUUCAGUUAUGUUUCUUUCACUACGUUUUAACAGGGAUGGCUUAUUUGAUGUGGGGAAAGUUGGGUUUGUGGAGACAGACCAGACGUUUAGACACCAAAAUGGCUUAAUUUUUUCUUUUGAUGUUUUGAUUUGAAAAGCUCUUCUGUCUCCCUGACCACGGCGGUCUCCUCUGAAGCUUUGGUUGUACUUAUCUUGUACUGUUUUAUAGAAAGUCAUCAUGCUGAUGUUGGAAAUUUUUUAAUUUAUUUAUUUGGCACAGCAUUCACCCUGAGUUGUUCUUUUUACAAGUCAGGGUUUUGGAGAGAUUGUAUGAGUACUUAACUUGUAUUUGUAAUUUUUGAAGCGUUUGUUGUGUAUAAACAGUCUAAGAUGGGAUGUAGUGUCAGAACGAGGGGGGGGGGGGGGGGUGCAGUAUGAGGGAUCAUGAACAGGCCAGUUGUUUCUUUUGCCUUGAAUAUACCUUUGUCUUGCAUCGAUAUCCUCCUGCUCUCUGUAACAAAGGUAUUCACAACAGUCAAGUUUUAUCCUCCCGUUCAACAGUGUUUAUUUCAGUAAAGGAAAAUGAAGGAAAACCACCACCGUGAAAAUAAACCACAAACUACUUGGUUGAAUGUAUAAUUAGGACACAAAGUUGUACAUAAGUGUAAAAAGUAAAGUUUGUAAUCAUGUUUAUUUUCUAUGCACUUUUUUUAUUUAAGUGAUAGUUUAAAUAAUAAACAUGUCUCCUUUA
This is a messenger RNA of Nothobranchius furzeri (turquoise killifish), 17530 nucleotides long. RefSeq names its product lysine (K)-specific methyltransferase 2A (gene kmt2a). The record is from RefSeq and is a predicted model, not a curated record. Gene Ontology annotation, cellular component: histone methyltransferase complex; nucleus. NCBI's taxonomy places the organism in Eukaryota, Metazoa, Chordata, Actinopteri, Cyprinodontiformes, Nothobranchiidae. Gene Ontology annotation, biological process: positive regulation of DNA-templated transcription. Gene Ontology annotation, molecular function: protein binding; histone H3K4 methyltransferase activity; zinc ion binding.